CGGGAAUAUAAUGACUAAAAUUAAGUUCUCCUUUUAGAUUCAGCAGAAUUACCUCCAUCUAUCCACCUAAACAUUCCAAAUUCUCUCCAUCCAUCAUGUCCCCAGAGACGUCCGUGUUAUUACUCUUGAUGGUCCUCCUAAAUGUAGGACAUUCCUCCAGACCUGUGGUGACCUUUACUCCAAACUCAAAGAAGAUAUUCCGUACUGAAUCUAUCUCGAUGACUUGUGAUGUGGGCCCUACUGAACAAAACAAUCAGAAGUAUGACUGGUUCAGAACUGGCGCACACGUACACAACGGUAAAACGUAUGCAAUAGAAUCUGCUAAAACAUCACACAGUGGAAGUUACCAGUGUUUUUCCCAACAUGCGAGUGACCCUUAUAGACUGGAUGUCAGUGAUGGUUGGGUCAUCCUGCAGGCCCCUAACUAUGUUUAUGAAGGAGAUGACCUGACUUUGAGAUGUCACCACUAUCCUGCAUACACCGCAAGGCAGACACAAUUUUACAAAGACAACAAAGUCAUCCAGAGCUGGAUCUACAAUGAUCUUUAUCGUAUUCCAAAGGUGGACACAAAAAUGUCUGGGACAUACAAAUGUGAAAAGGAAGUCAAACGUCGCCUUGUAUAUCGGAAGCGUAGAGAUGAAGAGUCCAUAUAUGUUCGAGAACUAUUCUCGGUUCCAACUAUAAGCGCAAACCUAGAUUCAAAGGAAGAGAACAUGACCCUAACAUGUGAGACAAGUCUCUAUUCUUCCAGACCAAAUACUCAACUACAAUUUGCUUUCUAUAACGAAGGCCAGAUUCUUCAGGAAUUUGGUCUGAGUAAUACCUGUGAGGUCAACAUUGGUCAUCUGGGGCAUUCUGGGAAAUAUUCAUGUGGAGCACAAACUUUAGAUGGCAAAGUUUGGAAAAAAAGUGCAGAACAACUAAUUCAGAUAGAAGGGUCUCAGCAGGGGUUCAUGCUGAGGCAGGGCAGCAUAUCAGGGGUUCUGUGCUGUAAGUGUAUCAGGGCAGCAGGAAUAGGGGUACAGGGGUUAACCAGGAAGAGAUACUUAGCCAGCCGGCAUUCCAGAGGGGGGGGGGGGCUGAUUGUUCCGUACAGCCUGUGUGCUCUUUCCUCCUGGGGAUGGCUGUUGUGUUCAGAGCGCAGUUCAGCUCCUUGCUGCCUGCGUCCUCUUCCUUCCUGGAGGUGCCGCUUCUGUGAGGGGAAUAUUCAGGCAGAAGACGACUUCUCUUUUUACACUCGAGAGCAUUGUCUCCGUUCGUCCAUCAUGUCCCCAGAGACGUCCGUGUUUUUGCUCUGGUUGGUCCUCAUACAAGAAGGAGCCUCCAUCAGACCUGUGGUGACCUUCACUCCAAACUACAAGAAGAUAUUCACAACGGAGUCUAUAACAAUGACCUGUGAUGUGGAGGCUACUAGAGGAGAAGAUCUGAAGUAUAUAUGGUACAAAGACCAUGUGCAAGUGCACAGUGGAAAAUCCUAUACAAUACAAAAUGCUGGAACAUCACACAGUGGAAAUUACGGAUGUCAGACCAGUACUGGAGAAAUAAGUGACCCCGCUAGACUGGAUGUUCGUGAUGAUUGGCUCAUCCUGCAGACCCCUCUAUAUGUCUAUGAAGGAGAUGAGAUGACGUUACGAUGUCACCACUAUCCUGGAUAUGGAGGAAAACAGACAAGAUUUUACAAGGAGGACAAAGUCAUUACAGACGGGAGCGAUGAUGAGGAAUUUCAUAUUAGUAAUGUAGACAGGACAAGUGCCGGGAAAUACAAAUGUACAAAAGAAGUCUUUUAUCGUUCAUCGUCUGCAUAUGGAGCUGAAGCUUCUGUAUCUGUAGAAGAGCUGUUCACAACUCCGACCAUAAAAGUGACCCCACAUCCCGUUUUUAAGAAGAAUAACAUGACCCUAAAAUGUGAGACAAGUCUCCAUCCUCCCAGACAAAACACACAGAUACAAUUUGCUUUCUACAGAGAAGGACGAAUUGUUCAGGGAUUUGGUGACAAGGACAUCUAUGAUGUCUCCAUGGUACAGCUGGAGCAUUCUGGGAACUAUUCAUGUGAAGUGCAAACCACAGAUGGAAGAGUGAGGAAGAAAAGUGUAGAGGAACUAAUCCAGAUAGAGGAGCUAUUCUCACAUCCAAAUAUAAAAGUGACCAGUGAAUUUUUCGAAGGAGAUGCCUUGACCCUGACCUGUCACACAACUCUUAAUCCACACACAAAGCCUACAGAAGUGCAGUUUGCUUUCUACAGAGAUGGACAGAUGGUACGGGAAUUUGAUUCAUCUAAUAAGUAUGAAGUUCAGACUGCUCACCUGGAGCAUUCUGGGAAUUAUACCUGCGAAGUAAAAUCCUUAACACACCCUACAAGGAAGAUCAGUAAUUGGUCUAAAAUAUUGGUAAAAGAGCUGUUCACAACUCCGACCAUAAAAGUGACCCCACAUCCCGUUUUUAAGAAGAAUAACAUGACCCUAAAAUGUGAGACAAGUCUCCAUCCUCCCAGACAAAACACACAGAUACAAUUUGCUUUCUACAGAGAAGGACGAAUUGUUCAGGGAUUUGGAGACAAGGACAUCUAUGAUGUCUCCAUGGUACAGCUGGAGCAUUCUGGGAACUAUUCAUGUGAAGUGCAAACCACAGAUGGAAGAGUGAGGAAGAGAAGUGCAGAGGAACCAAUCCAGAUAGAGGAGCUAUUCUCACAUCCAAAUAUAAAAGUGACCAAUGAAUUUUUCGAAGGAGAUGCCUUGACCCUGACCUGUCACACAACUCUUCAUCCACACACAAAGCCUACAGAAGUGCAGUUUGCUUUCUACAGAGAUGGACAGAUGGUAGGGGAAUUUGAUUCAUCUAAUAAGUAUGAAGUUCAGACUGCUCACCUGGAGCAUUCUGGGAAUUAUACCUGCGAAGUAAAAUCUUUAACACACCCUACAAGGAAGAUCAGUAAUUGGUCUAAAAUAUUGGCAAAAGAGCUCUUCUCUCCUCCAGUACUGAGAGUAUCUCCAGAGUUGGUCAACGAGGGGGAGAACAUGAUUCUAUCUUGUGACACAAAACUUAGUGAACAUAGGCAGACUACAGAACUGCAGUAUGCCUUCUACAGAGACGGGGAAGACAUUCAAGGGUUCAACUCUUCUAAUAUCUAUGAUGUCUCCAUGGUACAGCUGGAGCAUUCUGGGAACUAUUCAUGUGAAGUGCAAACCACAGAUGGAAGAGUGAGGAAAAAAAGUGCAGAGGAACCAAUCCAGAUAGAGGAGCUAUUCUCACAUCCAAAUAUAAAAGUGACCAAAGAAUUUUUCGAAGGAGAUGCCUUGACCCUGACCUGUCACACAACUCUUCAUCCACACACAAAGCCUACUUUAGUGCAGUUUGCUUUCUACAGAGAUGGACAGAUGGUACGGGAAUUUGAUUCAUCUAAUAAGUAUGAAGUUCAGACUGCUCACCUGGAGCAUUCUGGGAAUUAUACCUGCGAAGUAAAGUCCUUAACACACCCUACAAGGAAGAUCAGUAAUUGGUCUAAAAUAUUGGUAAAAGAUUUUAUUAAGCCCUAUGUAAACCUCAAAGGCUACAGCUGA
Bufo gargarizans (Asiatic toad) is the source of this 3557-nucleotide messenger RNA. RefSeq names its product Fc receptor-like protein 5. Bases 96 to 3557 code for a protein of 1153 amino acids. The transcript has 18 exons. The record is from RefSeq and is a predicted model, not a curated record. Gene Ontology annotation, molecular function: transmembrane signaling receptor activity. Gene Ontology annotation, biological process: cell surface receptor signaling pathway. NCBI's taxonomy places the organism in Eukaryota, Metazoa, Chordata, Amphibia, Anura, Bufonidae.